This is a messenger RNA of Didymella exigua CBS 183.55, 1153 nucleotides long. RefSeq lists its product as uncharacterized. Bases 402 to 986 code for a protein of 194 amino acids. Lineage: Eukaryota; Fungi; Ascomycota; Dothideomycetes; Pleosporales; Didymellaceae. The transcript has a single exon. The record is from RefSeq and is a predicted model, not a curated record.
GAGGAAGCAUCCGCCAAGAAUCAGCGCUCGGGAAGGGGGAUUUGCCUUGCGCCGGCUGUGGCACACUCCACCACUUAGGUGCAAAAUAUGAGGAACACGAGCGGACAGACCACCUUUUCUCUCGUGUUUUGGCUCAAUGACUUCAUACGGUUGCAGUGCGGGCCACCGCCCAUCAACACCAGCCCCUGUUGAGCUCCGCUCGGGAGAGGCGGCAUUGUCGGCAGUAUGGUAACGAGAUGUCAUUAUACCAGCACAGGGUAUCGCGAAUAUAUAAGAGCAUGGCCUUGUCCUGCUGUAGUAUACUUAUUAUUUCAUCAUCAACACAUCUGUCCGCCUCUUAUACUCAAAUCUCCAACAAGACUUUCACAUCUCAAGAACACCAUCAUACCGAUUCAAUCAAUAUGAAAUUCACCACCGCUGCCAUCGCCGCCUCUGCCGCUGCCCUUGUCUCCGCUUCUCCCUGCGGCAAGGCCCCUUCUGACACGGAGAUCAAGACCGGUGAUGUCUUCAGCAUCAUAACCAUCCGCUCCGGUUCCGACAUUCAAUAUGGCUCGCUCCAAGCCGCCAACGGCGCUUUCUACGUCAACACCCCCAAGCAGAACGCCACAUGCUCCGAGGACUCAAAUUUCGCUUCUUUUCGCCUCACAGACGCCGGCGAGCUGUUCCUCAACACAGAGAACACUCCUCAACAAGCUUUCGUCGACCGAUCUGGCAUGGGACAAGGCGUCUUCCAGUAUACCACAGGCACCGCAGGCGCGAGCGCCAACUCAGAGCGCACUGGCUUUGCCCUCGAUGAGAACAACAACCUCGUCUUCAAGGCCCAGACAGACAUUGGCUUCCAGGCGUGCCCUAACGCUGCUCAGGGCGGCUACUCGGUAUGGCUUGAUGAUACUCAGAACCCCGGCGGCAACAGCAAUUGCCUUGGUUUUAUUGCCCGCACUCUGAAGUCGCCUAAGCCUGUCACUUGCACGUACACCUCCAACUAAGCGGUUGCUUAGCAAGUGUGGGAUAGCAUGGUCAAGAACAGGAUGAUGCUUGCGAUUUACUGUACAUAUUUGAUAGAGAGCAUGUCCUUACGUUCCUUAGCGCAGCAUUUGGAUUUGGAUUUUUAAACCUAUGACCUGUAGAUAGUGUAAUGCAAGUUCGUCGCAUU